AUGGCCACCGUCAGCGGCGACCACGACCCUCUCCUCCUGCUACGGAAGGCCAUUUCCGACGGCCAUGUGUUCGUCCCCAGCGCCUCAGACGACCCUGGCGCGGCAGAGUCGCCGCUCGCCCAAGCCAGCCAUCUGCAGUUCUCGAGGCAAGGCAUCUCCCUCGCAAUCGACACCCCCACGCGUUUCAUCUCCAACGACAAGCCAGUCGACCUCUGCAGCAUCUACUUCGCCUGGCUGAAUCGCGAGCUGGCCAUUCCCGAGUACAACGCAUCCGCGACGACGCUCAACGAACAGCUCGCCGCGGCCGGAUCAACGGGCAAGGUCCAGAACCUGGGCUUCAUCGAGCGGCUCGAUCUGAUCACAUGGCUGGAAGGGGCAAGCGAGGAAAGCGAAUACAUCAAGCCGGCUACUGGGGACGCGGAGGCCUCUGUUGCCGGUGCCGCUCCCGUGGCCAAAGCCGGAGCGGCGUCAACAGCUGCGCAGGUGAGGGCUGCCAAGGGCAACCUUGAUCCGCGACUGGCGAGCGUGUAUGAUGGCGAGCGAAACAUGGGUGACAGAAACACUGUUCUUAGGGGGAUCAAGCCCACGGACUUUUCCCACGUUCGAAAGCUAGCGGCUCCCUUUAUAAAAACAAAGCCCCAGGCGACAUCGGCUCUUGGCGCGACUUCGUCCUUGUCACUCAACCAAAACGGCCCGUCUAAGAGACCGGCCCCCAUCAUUCUUCUUUCGCCGUCUGCCUCGUCCUUGCUGCGCAUGACCAAUGCCAGAUCAUUCCUCGAGGACGGGAAAUUCCUGCCCGCCGACACCAGCGGAUCGACAGCCAGCAUGCUGCACGUGCAGCGCAUCAUGCCAUCCAUCGAUCCUAACCGCCCCAUGCGCUUCAUCCUGGUCGAGGGCUCCGAGGUCUUCAAGCCCGAGUACUGGAACCGGGUGGUGGCCGUCUUCACCACGGGCCAGACGUGGCAGUUCAAGAAUUACAAAUGGAGCAGCCCCAACGAGCUGUUCAAGCACACGCUCGGCAUCUACGUGGGAUGGAGAGGCGACCAGGUCCCGGAGAGCAUCCGAGGCUGGGGACACAGGGUCUUGUCCACAGGCAUCGAUCGAUGGCGGGGUGGCGACGGCGCAGAUGCUUCCCGCUUCAGGGACAAGGAGGUUGUGGAACAGAUCUGGAAGACGAUAGAGGCCAACAUGAGGAGCAAAGGCUGGCGAAUGGACGCGGCACCGACAUCGAUCUAG
Ustilaginoidea virens is the source of this 1236-nucleotide messenger RNA. RefSeq lists its product as uncharacterized. Gene Ontology annotation, cellular component: Cdc73/Paf1 complex. The transcript has 2 exons. Gene Ontology annotation, molecular function: RNA polymerase II complex binding. Bases 1 to 1236 code for a protein of 411 amino acids. Gene Ontology annotation, biological process: transcription elongation by RNA polymerase II; positive regulation of transcription elongation by RNA polymerase II. Lineage: Eukaryota; Fungi; Ascomycota; Sordariomycetes; Hypocreales; Clavicipitaceae. The record is from RefSeq and is a predicted model, not a curated record.